AUGGCGCACGAGGUGGCUCCAGUAGAAGCAGCGGCGAUGCUCAGAUGGCUGAAGGCAUUUGUGGAGCUCACGGUCGAGACACACUUCAGGCAAGGACACAUUGCAGAGGACUUUGCGGCGCGUAUCAAGGCAAGAGAGGCAUUGCGCGGGGUGAUGCAGUGUGCACUUGGUGUGGACGGUGCAAAUCAAGUGCAUCGGUACUUUCACACCGGGGAAGUCAUACAGGGUAUAACUGGCGGCUUUCACCUUGACCCACAUGAUGAUGUGCCAAACAUACUGAUCAAUCUUGGGAGCGCCGUGGAGUUGCAGCUUGCAGAGUACGGCAAAGUGCACAUGGAUGUUGCGACCGUGGUUCUCUUCAAUAAUAGGGAACUACAUCAUGCGGUACGCUCUGCACCAUCAAGCACAGCAGAAGAGCGGUGGGCACUCACACUAGGAGCGUGGCAUGCGGCACUUGAACCAGAAGAUGCACAGGAAUAA
Molecule: messenger RNA, 480 nt
Organism: Ceraceosorus bombacis
Lineage: Eukaryota; Fungi; Basidiomycota; Exobasidiomycetes; Ceraceosorales; Ceraceosoraceae
Source: the annotation of a GenBank genome assembly